AUGGCGCGCUUGGGAUGCUUAUUUCUGGCGUCGCUGGCCUCUCUCGUGAGCCUCACCCCGUCUGUCCAAGCCCAGGGGGACAACCUGGGUCUUGGCAAUGGCUACACAACCCUCAAGACCCAGAACUUCGACCUGCAGCUUGUUCGUGACGCACAAGUCCUGGCCUCUCUGAAGGCAGCCGGCGGGACCUUUGACUUCCUCCCUUUUGGCUAUCUGCCCUUCCGCGCCGGAAACGGCCAGUACCACUGGGGGGACGUGACCUUUCGGUACAGGCCUGUCGGCAGCACGGCCUGGAUCAACGGCGACUCUGCGGCCGCAAGACAGCCGGUGAAGGUUGUCUCGGGCGCUGGAAACGGCACAAACGGGAAGAGACUGGCUGCUUCAAACCUGGCACCAACGCUUCCAACCAACACCACGGCUCUCAACGUCACCCGGGAGUGGCUCGACGUCGACGGUGACCUCGGCCUGUCGUUCACCUUGACCAAUACCGGGACCAGUUCCCUCGAGGUGGGGAGUCUUGGUUUCCCGGCCGAGUUCAACAGCAUCUUCACCAACCGCUCUGCGUCAGAGACCCAGCAGCUCUGCUCGCUGUCUGACCCUUAUAUUGGCCUGCACGGAGGGUACAUCCGCGUCGCGCCGAUCAACGGUAACGGGGCUGCCUUGGUCGUCACGCCACUUGGAGACACACCACUAGAGGCGUACCGCAACCUGGCCGAGAGAUCGUACGCGGCCACAGCAUACGGCAGCCAAGUCUUUGAGGGCUUCUACGAGUGGCAGACGGUGAGCAAGGCGUACGCAGAGAACGAGUGGAAGGGCAGUGUCCCCUGGAACACGCCGACCUCGCGGACCAUUGCGGCCGGCCAGUCCCUGACGUUUGGCCUGAGGUUCUCGCUCGCCAAGGGCGGUAUCAGGGAGAUCGACGAUGCGGUCCAGGCCACCAAGACCCCGUACGUGCGCGGCGUCCCCGGCUUCAUCGUGCCCCAGGACCUCGCGGCGCAGCUCCUUGUGAACCCGGGAUCGGGCGGCAGCGUCUCAAAGGUGGCUGUUGAGCCGGCUGGGGCACUCACCCUGACCCAGACGUCGUCUGGUGUCUACAGCGUGGUGCCCUCGGCCAGCGCCUUCGGCCGCGUGAGGGUCACGAUCACGUACGCGAGCGGGCAGCUCCAGACGGUGCACUACUUCGUCACCAGGUCCGGGCCGGCCACUCUUGCCAAGCUCGGCAAUUUCCUGACGACGGAGCAGUACUAUACCGACACGAGCGACCCAUUUGGCCGGGCACCGUCCAUCAUCAGCUACGACUACAGCAAGAAGGCCAAGGUGCUCCAGGACUCGCGGGUGUGGAUCGCGGGGCUCUCGGACGAGGCGGGCGCCGGCUCAUUCCUGGCGGCGGCGAUGAAGCAGGCGGCGCAGCCCAACGCGCAGGAGAUGGCCAAGCUGGAGGCGUUUGUGGACGGGGUGCUGUUCAAGACGCUCCAGCCCGACGACGGCACGUUCAAGGUGCGCAAGAGUGUCUUCUACUACGGCCUUGCCGGCUACACAUACUCGACAGACUUCAACUGGGGCAGCUGGACGUCGUGGAACAAGCAGAGCGCCUAUGCCACCGACCGAGCAUACGACUACGUGCACGUGGCGGCCACGUACUGGGCCAUGUACCGCGCGGGAAGGGCGUACCCUGGCACCCUGACCAAGCACCCGUGGGACUGGUACCUCAACCAGAGCUACAGCACUGUCAUGUCCGUCAUGGCCCAGGACGCGGGCGGCAACUGGCUGGUGGGGUACUCCACGGUCGGGCUGAUGGGGGAGACGGUGUUUGGCGAGCUCCUCCGGGACCUGAAGCGCGAGGGCUUCACCUCCAAGGCCAACGACAUCGAGGCCAAGAUGCGCCAGCGGGCCGUGCUGUGGAACUCGCAGGAGGACCCCUUCGGGUCUGAGAUGGCCUGGGACAGCACCGGCCAGGAGGGGGUCUACUACUGGUCCAAGUAUUUCGGCUACACGGCCACGGCACAAAAGACGCUGGGGACCGUGCUGGGCUUCCAACCGACAGUUGCCCACUGGGGCUGGAACGGAAACGCGAGGCGCUACUGGGACAACAUCUACGGCGGCAAGCUCCAGCGCAUCGAGCGACAGAUCCACCACUACGGCUCGGGCCUGAACGCCCUCGUCGCGCUGUCGGCCUUCCGCAGCAACCCCAACGACACGUACCUCCUCCGCAUCGGCUACGGCGGCAUGAACGGCCCGCUGUCCAACAUCAACAGCGACGGGUUCGCCGCCGCCUCCUUCCACUCCUUCCCAGACACGCUGGCCUGGGACGGGUACAGCGGCGACUACGGCCCCAACUUCGUGGGCCUGACCCUGGGCACCGGGUCGUACCUGGUCGAGGACGAGGACCUGGGCCUGACAGCCUACGGGGGCAGCGUCGGGGGCACGGCCGGCGCCGUCACGGUGACGCCCAAGGACGCGGCGCGGCGCAGGGCCUUUGUCGGUCCGCUCGGGAUCCUGUUGGAGAUCGACGCCGGCGUCAUCAACGAGUUUACGUACACGGCCGCCGACAGGUCUGUUUCCGUGACUGUGGGCCAGCUGGACGGCACCCCGACGGCCAACGCCACCAACAUAUGGGUCAGCAAGGAGUCUGGGGAGGCGGGCUACAAGGUCACUGGCCCAGGUGUCACGGCUGCAAGGUUGGGCUGGAUGGUUCCUCUGACUUCUGGCUCUGCCACGGUGAAGGUCGUACCCUCGUAA
Messenger RNA from Diaporthe batatas, 2739 nucleotides. RefSeq lists its product as uncharacterized. The coding region runs from base 1 to 2739 and encodes 912 amino acids. NCBI's taxonomy places the organism in Eukaryota, Fungi, Ascomycota, Sordariomycetes, Diaporthales, Diaporthaceae. The record is from RefSeq and is a predicted model, not a curated record. The transcript is spliced from 2 exons.